UUUUUUUUUUUUUUUUUUUUUUUUUUGUUUGUAACAAUGCUGCGGAGUGCCGUUCCUUUCCUGCGCCAGGCAUUGCAGCUGCGCGCUCCUGUCACCGCCGCCGCCGCUGCUGCUGCCCCCGCUGCUAUCGCAGCUCGAGGAUACGCCACACACGUCUUGGACAACCCCGAGUACGCCGCGCGCGACAAGGAGAUCCAGGCUGCCGCUGCUGCAUCAGACGCCCUCUUCCGACAGGAGGUCGCCGACCGCAAGAAGUUGACGCAGUCCAUUGCCAAGUUGAAACGCGCGUUCGACGAUGGCAAGCCCAGCGACCUGCCCAAGGACCUUUUGCACAAUAUUGCCAACACGCUCGUCAAAUACAACGACCGAUUCGCCGUCAAGCGUUUCCAGGUCUACCUGAAAGAGUACGAGCUCGAGAUUGACGAGGAUGUCCGACGACGGAUGGAUGAAUUCUUGACGCGCACUGCGGACGACGAUUGGUUUGCAAACUAACAAGUUUUCAUUCUCGUUUCUCGUUGAUGCUGCCUCGAGUCAGCAUGCGCUGUCCUCUGUUCUGUCUUGUCCUGUUCUGUUGUGUGCGUGUGUGUGUGUGUGUGUGUGUGUUUUGUGGUACUGUCGUAUUGUUCUCCCUCAUAUGUCAAUUCUCCUUUUUACAAAAGCCUUGUUC
Molecule: messenger RNA, 667 nt
Organism: Capsaspora owczarzaki ATCC 30864
Lineage: Eukaryota; Filasterea; Ministeriida; Capsasporidae
Exons: 2
Coding region: 37-492 (151 amino acids)
Source: RefSeq, a predicted model, not a curated record